Cloeon dipterum is the source of this 1344-nucleotide messenger RNA. RefSeq names its product sodium/hydrogen exchanger 9B2-like. The transcript is spliced from 9 exons. Gene Ontology annotation, biological process: proton transmembrane transport. Gene Ontology annotation, molecular function: antiporter activity. The record is from RefSeq and is a predicted model, not a curated record. Gene Ontology annotation, cellular component: membrane. Bases 19 to 1344 code for a protein of 441 amino acids. Lineage: Eukaryota; Metazoa; Arthropoda; Insecta; Ephemeroptera; Baetidae.
AAAGGAGGUGAAAAUAAUAUGGCCAUCGCACUUGACACUGAGCAUCACCUUCAAAUAAAAUCAGAAUGUUUACCGAGAAUACAGCCGACUUUGAUGUGCCCUGAUUCGAUCCUGCUGCCAAAAGUUCUGCAAAUGUGCCUAGUUCUAACCCUGGUUUACUGCACUGCCUUCUUCUUGUUGGGGAAAACCGCUGCCCCUCCGUCAGGAUCGUUGUUUCAGUUUAUCACUCUCAUCGCCGUUGCGUUAACAUUUGGAAAGGCCUUUGAAUUCGUUGAUAUUCCUCCGCUGAUUGGAAUGCUGCUUGCUGGCAUCCUGCUCAAAGAAGUCGGUUUCAUCAACUUUGGAUCUGAAUACAAGGAAGCUAUUUUGUCGCUCAGGAAAAUCUCCAUUACCGUGAUAUUGAUUAAAGCAGGACUGUACUUGAAUCCUGAGGUGAUGAAACGGCUGAGCUGGAUUGUGUUGCGACUUGCUUUCGCUCCGUGUUGCGUCGAGGCAGUCACUUGCAUGGCUGUUGCAUAUUUAAUUCUCGAUCUACCCCUUCUCUGGGGUCUCUUGAUGGGAUUUGUCAUUGGAGCAGUGUCUCCUGCAAUUUUGGUGCCUUCUUUGCUGAAAUUGGAAAAGGAGGGGUACGGAUCGAAAAGCGGAAUUCACACUUUAGGAAUCGCGGCCUCCGGCAUUGACGACAUCCUGGCCAUAACCAUGUUUGGAAUCAUUCUAGGACUGAUAUUCGAUGCUGGCACCUUUUUGAGCGAUAUAAUCAAGGGACCAGUAGGAGUUUUAGCUGGAGUAAUUAUAGGCGUUUUGUACGGGCUAAUCCUGAUUUAUGUUCCUCAUAAAUCCGAGAAAAACGUGGUGUUCUACAGGGUUUUCCUCCAGCUUGCUGGCGGCAUUGUGUGCAUUUUCGGCAGCCACGCCAUCGGCUUUGACGGUGCAGGGCCGCUCGCUUGCAUGGUGUCCACUUUCGUCGCCACCUGUGGCUGGAGUGCCGCUGGCCAAGACCCUGCGGCUCUUAAAUCGGUGACGACGACCUUCUCCGGCAUAUGGUACAUUUUCGAGCCCGUCCUCUUCAGCGUCAUCGGAACCGAAAUUCAUCUGUCUCGCCUUAGUGGACGCAUUGUGCUGCAAUGCUUGGCUGUGCUGCUUCUAGCUCUGAUGAUCAGGCUGCUUGUGGCUUUCCUCGUCACCGCAGGAGGCGUAUUUGAAAGGAGAGAAAGGUUUUUCUUGGCAAUUGCCUGGAUGCCGAAAGCCUCUGUCCAAGGUUUGCUCGGCCCCAUCGCUCUUGAGAUGGCAACCAAACAAAACGACGACCAAGCUGGCAUGCGAGGAAAUAUUGCAAGUUCAUGA